CUGGCGAGUUACAACGUCGACUACAAAUUAAUACUCUUCUUUCAUUUUCCUGUUGGCAAUUAAUAUGUCUGCAUCAACUAAGUCAACAGUUGAGAAGGAUGUCCAUUCGCUGGAAGGAUCUCUGAAGGAUCAAGAAAUUCAGCUUCCUGUCCAACAAGAAGCCCCUUACACGGCGUUCUCCAAGAACAGAUCCUCGUUGAUUAUAGGAAUAGUGACAGUGGCCGGUUUUCUAGGUCCUGUUUCUGGAAAUAUUUACAUCCCCAUCUUACCUCAACUUCAAGAAGUUUUUCAUGUAUCAUCCACAACUAUCAAUGCCACCGUAUCAGUCUUCAUGGCAGUUUUUGCCGUCGCCCCUCUAAUCUGGGCUUCAUGGGCAGACGUCGGAGGAAGAAGAAUGUUGUAUUUGAUUUCCCUUAUCAUGUUUAUCCUUGCAAAUAUCCUAUUGGCAGCAUUGCCUGUAAAUGUCGGUGCUCUUUUCUUCUUGAGAAUUUUACAAGCAUUCGGAGCAUCAUGUGUCAUGUCUGUGGGGGCAGGAACAGUUGCAGACAUCACACCACCAAAGGGCAGAGCAAAAGCCAUAUCAUAUUUCAUGCUUGGGCCACAACUUGGACCAAUCCUAGGUCCCAUUAUUAGUUCUAUCGCAACAGAUGGACAGUGGAGAUGGAUAUUUGGUUUUUUGGCAAUACUUGGAGCAGUGGUUUAUGUUGUGAUUUUAUUAUUUUUACCCGAAACUUUACGGUAUUUGGUAGGGAAUGGUGAAUAUUGGGAGUCUCGAGGUAAAUGGCUUGUUCCCCCUAAGCUCAUUCAAAAGAAAGUGGUACCUGAAAGUCCUAAGUACCCGAAGCCACCUAAAAUUGGAGUAAAGAGUUUAUGGGGAUUGGCACUUUACAAGCCGGUUUUACUUUGUUCUGUCAACGGAGGUCUUUUGUUUGCUUCAUUUUAUGCAAUGAGUGUUACAUUCUCUCAUAUCCUACAAAGCAAAUACCAUUUCACAGACGUGCAAACUAGUUUGUCUUACAUUUGCCCAGGAAUUUCGCUUGUAAGUGGAUCAGUUCUGGGUGGAAGGAUAUCUGACUACUUAAGAGCAAAGUUGGAAAAGAAAAGUCCAGGAAAGUAUAUCCCUGAAAAUCGAUUUUCCAUCCAAAUUGUUGGUUUGAUCAUAUCCAUGGCAGGAAUUUUGGGUUAUGGUUGGUGUGUCAACAACCAUGUUCAUGUUGUAUCAGUUUUUGUUUUCACAUUUUUAGGAGGGUUUGGAAUGACAUGGGUUUUUGUGACCAAUACUACAUACUUAACAGAAUGCUCCACUGGCCAGCCUGCUACAAUGGUAGCUCUUGGGAACUUCAUGAGAAACAUCGCGGCUGCAAUUUCUUCGGCGAUUAUUGAUAAAUUGAUAGAAAAAAUGGGGUUCGGAUGGUGUUUUACCGGUCUCGGCUUAAUUGAUCUUAUCGGUAUUGGCUUAGUAGUCAUAUUGAUCUACUAUGGGCCGAGAUGGAGGGCCGAACAUAAUAAAAAAAAGUAAUACUAGUGUUUUCGGAUUUAUUUUUCAUAUCUCUCAUGUAAUUAUUUCUUAAUUUAUAAUUCCGCAACUUU
Suhomyces tanzawaensis NRRL Y-17324 is the source of this 1590-nucleotide messenger RNA. RefSeq lists its product as uncharacterized. The transcript has a single exon. Gene Ontology annotation, biological process: amine transport; transmembrane transport. The record is from RefSeq and is a predicted model, not a curated record. NCBI's taxonomy places the organism in Eukaryota, Fungi, Ascomycota, Pichiomycetes, Serinales, Debaryomycetaceae. Gene Ontology annotation, molecular function: amine transmembrane transporter activity. The coding region runs from base 65 to 1519 and encodes 484 amino acids.